Molecule: messenger RNA, 1503 nt
Organism: Colletotrichum siamense
Lineage: Eukaryota; Fungi; Ascomycota; Sordariomycetes; Glomerellales; Glomerellaceae
Product: putative aldehyde dehydrogenase-like protein
Exons: 5
Coding region: 1-1503 (500 amino acids)
Molecular function (GO): oxidoreductase activity, acting on the aldehyde or oxo group of donors, NAD or NADP as acceptor
Source: RefSeq, a predicted model, not a curated record
AUGACCACAAAGCUCUUCCAGGAAAUCACAACGCCGAAUGGCGUUACAUACACGCAGCCACUUGGUCUUUUUAUCAACAACGAGUGGGUUGCCGCCAAGUCUGGCGAGGAAAUUACUGUUAUCAGUCCCAUCGAUGAAUCUCAGAUCACCAGAGUCCAUGCCGGUGGUGCUAGUGAUAUAGACGUUGCCGUAAAGGCGGCGCGUGCUGCACUCAAGGGACCUUGGGCUGGUGUCUCUGGCACGGAUCGCGGAAAGCUCAUGCUGAGACUUGCCGACUUGGCUGAACAACACACCAAAACGCUUGCAUCCAUUGAUACAUGGAACAACGGAAAACGGUUUUCCUCUGCAUGUGGUGAUGUAGGCGAGCUGACGGACGUCCUCCGGUACUAUGCUGGCUUUGCCGACAAACUCCACGGUCAAGUCAUUGAUACCACGGAUAAGAAGUUCGCAUACACCUCCCGAGAGCCCCUGGGAGUCUGUGGUCAAAUAAUUCCUUGGAACUAUCCCCUGGGAAUGGCUGGCUGGAAAAUCGCCCCCGCACUCGCUGCUGGAAACACCGUCGUUUUAAAGCCAGCAGAGCAGACACCUCUUUCCAUUCUACUCUUUGCAACCCUUAUCCAGGAAGCUGGAUUUCCGCCCGGAGUCAUUAACGUCGUUAAUGGUCAUGGCCGCGCCGCAGGUGCCGCAUUGGCUGCGCACGAGGAUGUGGCUAAGAUCGCCUUCACUGGAUCAACUCAGACCGGCCGCGAGAUUAUGAAGCUCGCAUCCGCUACCCUCAAAAACAUCACCCUCGAAACAGGAGGCAAAUCGCCAGCCAUCAUCUUUGAUGAUGCGGAGCUUGAGCAAGCCGUCAAGUGGUGUCACUAUGGCGUGAUGGCGAACCAAGGUCAGAUCUGUACGGCUACUAGCCGGGUCUUGGUGCAUGAAAGCAUCCACGAUAAGUUCGUGGAUCUUUUUAUUCAAGAAGUUAAGAAGACGUCGAAGGUCGGCGAUCCUUUCAGCCCUGAGACCUUCCAGGGACCCCAGAUUAACAAGGCUCAAUUUGAUCGAGUACUGGCAUACAUCGCCUCUGGAAAGGAAGAAGGUGCCGAGUGCAAGUUCGGAGGUCAACCUUACUCCUUGGCGACUGGAAAGGGGUACUUCGUUGAGCCGACUGUCUUCACCGGCGUGAAGGACCACAUGAAGAUUUACCGAGAAGAAAUUUUUGGCCCUUGUGUCGCAAUCAGCUCCUUCUCCACCGAAGUUGAGGCUAUUGGCCGUGCCAAUGAUUCUUUCUAUGGGCUGGGCGCAGCGCUGUUCACCAGGGAUAUUACUCGAGCUCAUGCCCUGGCGAAGAAGAUCGAGUCUGGAAUGGUAUGGAUCAACAGUAGCAAUGAUUCUGAUUAUCGCAUCCCUUUCGGUGGAGUCAAGCAAUCAGGUAUUGGUAGGGAGCUAGGUGAAGCUGGCAUUGCCGCUUACACCAACAUCAAGGCGGUUCAUGUGAACAUGGGAACCCGGUUGUGA